Molecule: messenger RNA, 2534 nt
Organism: Spirodela intermedia
Lineage: Eukaryota; Viridiplantae; Streptophyta; Magnoliopsida; Alismatales; Araceae
Source: the annotation of a GenBank genome assembly
AUGUUCGGAACCCAGGCACAGAGUAGGGAGGUCUCCCAUGGGUUCAGCUUUCACGUACGGUACCGAAGUCCCGCCACCACCAACAGCGGCGGCGGCGGUAGCGGGAAUCCUAGCGCGGCUUCCACCGCCGGCAAGGCCAUCGCCGGGAAGAUGCCCAGCUUCUCUGUGAAAUUUCAGGACCUGUACGGGUUCACGGUGGAGGGCAACGUCGACGACGUCAAUGUCCUGAACGAGGUGAGGGAGAGGGUGAGGCAGCAAGGAAGGGUGUGGUGGGCCUUGGAAGCGAGCAAAGGCGCCAAUUGGUACCUGCAGCCGCAGAUUUCAUCGUUGACCCAAGGCAUCUCCGUGGGCUCCCUCAAGUUCUCCGUCUUGGCGAACACCAUCUCCCUCCGCAAGCUCAUCAGGAAGGGCAUUCCGCCGGCGUUGAGGCCGAAGGUGUGGCUCUCCGUUUCCGGCGCCGCGAAGAAGAGGUCCACCGUCCCGGAGAGUUACUACGAUGAUCUCAUUCAAGCCAUCGACGGCAAGGUCACGCCGGCCACGCUUCAGAUCGAUCAUGUGAGCCCACCCUUCUAGUGGUCUGUUUUUCUCCGCUCAUAUCCGUGAGAGUCUUGCUUUCUUUGAUGAAUCCCCCAGAACAUGCACCGAAACUUCCAAUCUGGGAUAUAUAAAUUUAAUGUCUUCGAAUGCUUCCAUUCGAUCCAAUUUCCUCAAUUUAUUGUUUUUUGAUGAAAUAAUGGACAAGAAAUGGGGAAAAAGGCAUCAUUUCUGAAGAACACAGCUUCAACCCUCCUCCGGUUCAUCCAUUGACCUGACGAAAUCUCCCUUUCAGGAUCUCCCUCGCACCUUCCCGAGCCACCCUUGGUUGGACACGCCCGACGGUCAGGCAUCCCUGCGCCGAGUCCUGGUCGGGUAUUCCUUCCGCGACUCUGAUGUCGGAUAUUGCCAGGUGAGUAUUAAUUAAUUAAUAAUCCUCCUCCCUCAGAAAAAAAAUGAGAAUUAAAAUAAAUGUGAGUUGAAAUAUCGAUUUUUUUUUGUUUGUUUUUGUUUGCAGGGUUUAAAUUAUGUGGCCGCGCUGCUGUUGCUGGUCCUGAAGACGGAGGAAGAUGCUUUCUGGAUGCUUGCUGUUCUCUUGGAGGAUGUCUUGGUGAACGACUGCUACACAGAUAACCUGUCCGGUUGCCAUGUGGAGCAGAGGGUCUUCAAGGAUUUGCUGGCUAAGAAAUGCCCAAGGUUCGGCCGCCUCUGCUCUCCCUUCUUCUUCUCUCUCUUCCGAGAUAGGUUAUCUGUAAUCAGAUUGGUUGGACAAAUUCUCAGGAUCUCUGCCCAUUUGGAUGCCAUCAACUUUGAUGUCUCUUUAGUGACGACAGAAUGGUUUCUUUGUCUUUUCUCCAAGAGCUUGCCUUCAGAGGUCAGAACUCACCAUUCCUCUCUCUCUCUCUCUCUCUCUCUCUCUCGCUAUACAUAUAUAUGCAUAUAUAUAUAUAUCAAUGUGCAUAUAAUAUGUAUACAAGUACAGUAUUUCUGUGAGUUGUGACCCAUUGCCUGAAUUUUAUCUGCGUUGACUCGGUUUUUUGUUUAAUUUCUGAGUAGACCACCAUGCGCGUGUGGGAUGUGCUGUUCAAUGAGGGGGCAAAGGUUCUGUUUCAUGUAGCGUUGGCUAUCUUCAAGGUGGAUGGCUGAACCUGCUCCAUUCAAUUAAGUUUUUUUUUUGUGUGGAUAUGUUGGAAAAUAUCAACCUGGUUUUCACAGAGAAUAUUCAUCCAUCUUAUUUAAAAUAAACUUAUAUAUACACCUGUUUAUAUAUGUAUUUUAAUUUUUUUUCUGCAGAUGAAGGAGGAGGAAAUCUUGAGUGCCCAUCACAUUGGAGAUGUGAUUGAUGUAUUGCAAACGACCACCCAUCAUCUUUAUGAUCCUGAUGAACUGCUGACGGUAAUGAAUCCGAGCCCCACUUUCUCAUGUGAUUCCCUACAGGAAUUGCCAUCUUCAUGCUCGGAUAACUUGCCCACAAUAGGUUCUCUGUGCUAAUUUCUUAGAAGAAAGAUGAUCCUAUAUUUAGCAUAAAAAAAAUUAUUCGGGCUUGGUUAGUUAACAUCCUAAUAAUCUCAAACUCUUAUUCACUAAUUCAGUGCAGAUGCGCAUGACAUUUAUCAGAUUUUUUAGAACACUCCAUUUAGAAAGGUGCUUGCUUGGUCUGGAUCAAUCAAUAGGAAGACUUGAUGCCAUGCUAAAUGUAUUCUACUUUGGGGUAUUUAUGGUUUUCUACCACAUUAAAUCAAUAGGAAGAGUCUUAUAAUAAUAAUAAUUAUAAUAAUAAUAAUAUUUAUUUAUUUAUUUUUGGUUUGUGGUCUGUGGGGAUUUAGGGUUUCUUUUUAAUUGCUUUCUCUGGAAUGAUGUUGCAGGUGGCUUUUGAUAAGAUUGGGUCCAUGACGACAAACGCCAUCACCAAGGAAAGAAAAAAGCAGGAACCGGCAGUGAUGGCUGAGCUUGAUCAGAGGCUGAGACGACUCAAUUCCUUGAACUUAGAUGAUAAAUGA